Messenger RNA from Haemonchus placei, 729 nucleotides. The record is from the annotation of a GenBank genome assembly. Lineage: Eukaryota; Metazoa; Nematoda; Chromadorea; Rhabditida; Trichostrongylidae.
AUGAGCGCACGUCGUCUCCCUAUCUUGGCUAUUCAAGCCGCUUUUGGCACGAGCAAGACAGUCAUUGGUGCUCUCAUCGCCGCACGAACAUUUUCUGACUUCAGCGAACGGGUCAUCGCCACUACCUCGACUAAUACAGCUGUUGCCCAGUUCACGGACACUUUGCUACGUCUCGACGACUAUAACCACCUUGACAUCCUGCGCUACGUGUCUGAUGCUGCCCUAAUCGAAGGAGCACCACAGACGCCCAUACACCUCCACACCAUCUUGAAGCAGCUGCCUGAAAACUAUGCAGACGCCCUUUCUCCAGAGUCUCUCGAAACGUGCCUUAAAUACAAACGAGGUCGGGAGCUCUUAGAGCGCUUUAUGUUCUACCAUGAUCUCGCCGUCGAACUGUCAAAAGCUGAACGCGAUGAAUAUCGCCUAGCGGAACGCGACAUCUCUGACCUCACGAAGAAGACCAUAACCAUCAUGUUCCAAGUUUGGCCCCCCGCAGUCGUUUGUAUCACGACAUCGGCGCUUCUGAACAGCAUCGCCGCAGAUGGCAUUUUCCGCGGAUGGUUUGAUUCCUUCACCACAUUGAUAGGAGACGAAGCCUCGCAGAUCCCUGAACCCGCAUUAGUGGCCUUAGCUACUCAUUUGCCGCAUGUCCGUCACAUCUACAUAGGCGACACUCGACAAUUGGAACCACACGCAAGAUGCCCCCGCUCUUCCAAUCCCGCUCGUUAG